AUGUCAACAUCCAACUUUUCUAUCGCAGAAAUUGCUAAUAAUUUGAUCCCAAAAUUAAACAAGAAUAGAAUCUUUCCUCCUUUCUACAAUAAGCCUGAAGAACUCAUUCCUUCUCUUAGCACUACUAACUCACGUAAGCCAAGAAGGUCCCCAAAUAGUUUUCUUCUCUUUCGAAAGAAUAUUCACGAAGAGAUUAAACGUAUUGGAGUUGGAUGUAACAUGCGUGUUAUUAGUCGUAUCGCAGGAGUUCUUUGGCAUAACGCUUCUCUUGAUGAGAAGCAAUUUUAUGACGAUUUAGCACAACGUUGUAAUGAUCUUCACAUUCAGCGUUAUCAACCAAAAAUUAAGCAUGAGUCAGAGAUUCGUAAAAGACCAUUAAAAUGCAAAUAUGAUCCCUAUGAAGUGGUUUCUAUUCCUUCUCACAUUUCAUCCAGUCAAUUAAGAUUACAACAGGAACCUGAGCCUGUUAUUGGUCAAUAUUCGAGACCGAACUCUCUUCCACUACUUAACCAGAAUCCAUUUAACUUGGUUAGCUUUACGGAAGAAGAUUGGAGUUCUUUAUAUUUUACCUUCAGAGGACAACAAUAUCAGCAAUAA
Messenger RNA from Dentiscutata heterogama, 597 nucleotides. NCBI's taxonomy places the organism in Eukaryota, Fungi, Glomeromycota, Glomeromycetes, Diversisporales, Gigasporaceae. The record is from the annotation of a GenBank genome assembly.